Messenger RNA from Pelobates fuscus (common spadefoot toad), 942 nucleotides. Its product is annotated as probable N-acetyltransferase CML1. The record is from RefSeq and is a predicted model, not a curated record. NCBI's taxonomy places the organism in Eukaryota, Metazoa, Chordata, Amphibia, Anura, Pelobatidae. Bases 56 to 727 code for a protein of 223 amino acids. Gene Ontology annotation, molecular function: N-acetyltransferase activity. The transcript has 2 exons.
CCUACCAAUUCCCGGGACCAAGAGACACCGGGACCAGGAGACACCUGGAGUCACCAUGUCUCAUUACAAUAUCCGGCUAUACAAGGACUCCGACUAUGAGCUGGCCAGGGAACUCUUUACCCGCGGUAUGAUUGAACACUACCCUAUGGCCUUCAGACUGGCUUUAAGACAUCCUCGAUCAUGGCUUUCUCUGCUGGUCAUAUUCCUGGGUUCUUUCUUGAUCUCUGGAUCUGUCUUUUUGUCCAUCUUGGUAUUGACAAUUGCAUUAAUUGUCCUAUUGAUCUGCUCAAGAUAUGUCUAUUCUUCUUACGUUGACCACUGCCUGUCACAUGACAUGUUGGACAUCAGGAAAUAUUAUUUGCAAAGGGAUGGUCGCUGCUUUUGGGUGGCGGAGUCUGGUGGGAUAGUGGUGGGUACAGUGGCUGCUGUCCCAUCAUCUAAUCCACCUGGAGAGAAACACACGGAGCUCAAGAGGCUGACUGUUGCCCGGAGUCACAGAGGUAAAGGGAUUGCUAAAGCCUUGUGCAGGACGGUUAUUGAUUUUGCCCGCCAGAGAAGUUGUGAGGCUGUUGUCCUGGAGACUUCAUUGCCCCAGAUUGACGCUUGGAAAUUGUACGAGAAAAUGGGUUUCUGGCAAACUCAUGCCAUAUGUCUACCUAGCUUCACAGAAAGACUUGCUUAUGUCAUGGAGUUGUUUUACCGAUAUGAUAUACCAAUAACCCGUUAACAGGUACAUUUCUCAAACUAAUUGGCUGCCGAAUGAUUAGUAAGUCUUAAUGUCUGGUGGAUAACUGGUAAGGGCAGUGACUGCUGCCCCUUCAUUUCACUCCAGUGAGGACAUUGAUGUUCAAAAGUGGGUUUCCACCAAACAUAUACCAUACAUCAACCUAUCUUCACAGGAAGACUUGACAAUGUAACUAUUUUAACAAAACAAUAUAAUGU